GCGUCGCCAUUAUCAUGUGUUUUCGUCUUGCCGUCGGCGAAUGCUGAAGACCUUCCGUGAGUUCCACCCAUUUACCCUGUUGUUUCUGCAGCCUCCCACGCUGACAAGACUACUCUGUGAUCUGCGGGGGGUCACUAACCCAUCCCAGCCACGAGCCCGGUGGCUUAGAAGGCAGAGAGAGAGCUGCUUCUCAGGACAGAAUGCAUCCUAAACACCAGUUGAGGGCGUUGGUGUACCAUGUCGAGUGUGCUUAACCGGUCGGCCUCCGUGAUGAAUGGUGGAACAAUGUACUUUGGGGGGGCAGCUGGAAUAGGUGGGAGUGGAGACAGUGGAGGGGGGGGAGGUGGCACGGCGUUGCGGGAUUCAUUGGUAGGGGUGAUAGGAGCACGGCACUUAAGGGAGUCAACUACCUCCUCCCCCCUGCAGAUAUUUGUCCGAGCCAAGAAGAAGAUCAAUGAUAUUUAUCAGGAGAUCGAGGAGUAUGUUGCAGAAGCCACACUUUUCAUCGAAGGAGUACAUAAUGACAAGGGGCUUAUUGGAGAGAAAGACCUUCAAGAUUUUAAGGCUUAUAGUGCCAAAGUGGCAGGCAUUAAAGAGGUUCUGGCAAGAGACCACAUGAAGGUGGCAUUCUUUGGACGAACAUCCAACGGAAAGAGCUCUGUUAUUAAUGCCAUGAUGGGCGACAAGAUCCUGCCAUCAGGCAUUGGACAUACCACUAACUGCUUUUUACAGAUUGAAGGGAUAGACUCCCAGGAGCCUUACCUUACCACUGAGGGAUCCUCGGAGAAACAGAAUAUUAAGGGUAUUGGGCAGUUGGCUCAUGCACUCUGCAACAAUAGACUCGGCGACUCGACUCUUGUACGCAUUCAUUGGCCUAAAACCCGAUGCCCACUCUUGAGGGAUGACGUUGUCCUCGUCGAUUCUCCUGGCAUAGAUGUAUCCGAGAGCUUAGAUGACUGGAUUGACAAGCACUGCCUGGAUGCUGAUGUCUUUGUGUUGGUUGCAAAUUCAGAAUCUACGUUGAUGAACACAGAGAAGAACUUCUUUCACAAAGUUUCUGCAAAACUUUCCAAACCCAACAUAUUCAUCCUCCAGAACAGAUGGGACAUGGCUGCCUCAGAACCGGAGUAUUUGAAUGAGCCAAACACUGGGCAGAGUGAGGUGCGCAAACAACAUUUAGAGCGCACGAUCGCCUUCUUGGUAGAUGAAUUGAAAGUUGUCCAAGGUCACCAAGCUGAGAUGCGAGUGUUUUUUGUCUCUGCCAAGGAAGCUCUCCAGCAUCGUGUCAGUGAAGCCAAGGGUCAGCCUAACAACACUGCUGGAUAUCCAGAAGGAUUUACAAGUCGCUAUCUUGAAUUCCAAGAUUUUGAACGGAAAUUUGAAGAGUGUAUUUCAAAAACUGCUGUCAUCACUAAAUUUGAACAGCACACACAACGAGGAAAAAAUAUUGCCAAUGAGAUUGGACAGAAUGUUGGAAGACUGAUGGAGCGAGCGUGGCAGGAGCGGGAACAGAAGAUGCAGGAGAGGCAUGAUGUUUAUGCUAGGCUAGACCAUACGGAGAGGGAACUCACCGAUGUUACUACUCAGAUGAAAGAGAAGAUAUGUUCUAUUGUUGAAGAUGUUGAACGAAGAGUAUCUAAUGCUCUUAAUGAAGAAAUUCGGCGACUCUCAGUGCUGGUGGAUGAAUUUAAUGAGCCGUUCCAUCCAGAUCCCUUAGUAUUAAAUGUAUUUAAGAAGACGCUCCAUGCUCACGUGGAGUCGGGGUUGGGGUCUAACCUGCGAGCUAGACUGUCUUCAGCUUUGGCUCUCAACAUUGAAAGCAGCCAGGCAGAAAUGACCAACCGAAUGCUAGCUCUCCUUGGAAAGGAGAAGCGUGAAUUGGCUGCCACAAUGUUGCCCAGACGAGAACCAUUUGAGAUUCUAUACCGCCUUAAUUGUGAAAAUCUUUGUGCUGAUUUUGUGGAGGACAUAGAAUUCAAGUUUUCUCUUGGACUGGUAUCUCUAGUUCAACGUGUCUUGGGAAAAGCCAGCAGCCGCAUAGUAAAUCAGAGACACAAGGAAAAUAUUCCCCGGAGUGUGCCGAUGACUCCAUUAACACCUAGCAAUGAACCACAGUUUGGCCUACCCCAAGAUGACUGGUCCAUCAUCAGCCGCUUUGCUGUUUCCGGUAUAGGCUCUCAGGGUACUAUGGGAGUUGCCCUUGCAUUAGGUCUGAUGUUCAAAACAGUAGGAUGGCGCUUGAUAGUGCUGACUGGGGGUAUUUAUGGUUGUCUUUAUGCCUACGAACGUCUGACGUGGACCAACAAGGCAAGAGAACGCGUGUUCAAGAAGCAGUAUGUGGAUCAUGCAACACGUAAGCUACGACUCAUUGUAGACCUGACAUCUCACAACUGCUCUCAUCAGGUUCAACAGGAACUGAGUGGUACAUUUGCCCGCCUAUGCCGCUUGGUUGAUGACAGCACCAGUGAGAUGCAGCGGGAUGUUCGAUCCCUAGAGCGUGAGGUGCAGCAACUUGAAGACACUACAGCAACAUCAAAGAAGCUGCGUAACAAAGCUCAUUACCUCAUUAAUGAAUUGGACAUCUUCCAGCAGACAUAUUUAUCAUCAGAUGAAUAAAUGUUACUACUCAUUUUAUAUAAUUAGGAAAAAUACAGUAUCAACUAAUUUUUAAAUGCAUAUGUUGACAUUUUAAAAAUUUUAGUGAUUUCAGGGUUUAUGUUUGGGUCCAUUUUCUAAAAGUCAUGUCAAACUGGCUUAAAAGAUUCAUUUAUCUGAAAUUGCAUUAGACUACGGCAGUGAGUUUAUACAUGUUAUUUGUAUGAAAUUUAAAUUAAAAGACAAGUUUUUCCGUAAAACUAACAAUGUGCCUAACUUGGUUUAGGGGUCAGGAAAUGCAUUUUUUAAUUGCCAGUGUUGUAUGUUAUAGAAAUUUAUUGUUUGAUGCUUGAUUUAUGAUGUGUGUAUCUUGUGUACUUGUUGGAAAUUUACUAAUACCUAGAUUUUUUUAGCUGGAAGGAAUAUAGUUACAGAUAUGUUGUGGAACACAGAUAAAAAAAAAAUUGUAUUUGUUCGAGGUAAGUAAUGAAUAUUUACUCCAGUUUAAAGAGUUUUUAAUUCUCUCGGAAUGAAAAGAACUUCUUGCUGCAAUUUUAAGGUGUGUUCAUUAAUCCCAAAGAACAUUCCUUUAUAAAUUUCACAUAAUCUCAAAGAAUUUAAUUGCUUUUACAGUACAGUCGCCUCACAUUAUACAGUAUAGGCUCUGAAUAUACAGAGUUUCAUCUAUAAAUUAGGAAACAAAUUGUGUACGUGUUUUGCUAAACUUGCAUUAAUGAAAUAUUUAAUAUAUUUAAUUGGUAAAUUAUUAACAAAUUAGAGGGAAAUCAACAGACUAAUUGAUAGUGGCCCACACACCUGCUAGGAAACACUCGAACACACCGCUUCUGUGACUAACCAUCACAUACUUAUUGACACGCAUGCUGUGUCGGCCACAUAGUUAUGUCAUAGGGGCAAGGGGAAUGGGGGGCUUUCCAAGUUUCUAAUUUCCAAGCAAGGCUGAAACAGUGUGAACCAGUAUUAGUAAAAGAAAAUUAAUAAAUAUAGAUUAAUGUACAUUGCAGGGAUUGAUAACACACUGCAUGGUGUAGCCUGUUUUGUAUGCCACCUGGUACAGUAAUUUAUUUCUCACUUUUCUGAACAUAAGUAUUUAUAAUGAUUUUGUAUAAAAGUAGAUUAACGUAUAAAACUAGUUGAUUAAUGUUUCCAUAUUUAUUUUGUGUGAAUUGGCAAAGUAUAUUAAGACAAAAUUCCAGAAUGGCAUAUCUGAUGACAGUAGAAUAGGUACAGCCAGUAUACAUGUAAUGAGCAUGAACACUAGUAUCUGACAUACAGAAUUUUGCUCUGUUACUAGUAUUUUAGGUUACGUAUCUGUUCUGUAUAGCAAGGUAUGCUUGUAUAAUAUGGUAUAUUUUCAACAUUAGUGUUGUGUUAAACCAGCAUGAAGAUUGUUGGAGAUCCAAAAAUCUAAUUUGAAAUCGUUACAAAUAAAUGUGUUUUAAGUACAGUAGUGCUGUACUCGAGAUUUAUGAUGUUUCGUUGAACAUGCACUUCAUUGCAUAGCAGUCUGUAGGAUGCACACCUGAUUGUGAUCAGAGUGGUUUCUUGCAAUGUUUCCUCUUAAAAUAGUAGCCUAUUUUACUGUUUGAAGAAAUGUAAUAAUUGGGCCCAGUGUUGUAUCGAGGUAUUGAAACAAAGCUUAGUUACGUGUGAUAUUACACUGGUUGUUUUAAAUAUGUUUACAGGUUUCAGCCUAUUUUAGAUUUUCCCAUAUUGAUGCUGGAUGUUGGUUAAUGCCCCAAGAAGUGCAUGUUGUGACUCGAGCUGUGCAGUUUGAACCCUAAACACUUGUUUCGCUGAUCGUUACGUGCGGCCUGGUGCUUCUCGGUUUAAGAAUCGCACAUUUGUUUGAAUCCAUGUUGUAAUUAGUAUUAUAUUGAAGGAAGAUUUAUAUACAGUACAUGUAUGUAUGUAUGUGUAUUAUACAGUAUAUGUAUCUUUAUUGAUUCAUUAUCAGACUUGCCUUGCUUUAAACCAGAAAUUUUUUUGAAAUGAAAGUCGUGUAUGAUAUACAUUACAUAGAAGUUUGAUUUAAUGUAUUAAAAGAUUUUGUUAUAGAGUUUACAAACAAAUGUAACUAAAGAUAGUAUCCCAAUCGUCCAGGCAUACAGUGUGACGAUGGCUUCGUGGUGUUCAUUGUAUGACACGUUUAUUUGGCCCACAGGUUUUCUAAGCUUUCAUAUUAUUUAUUAUAAAGCAUCACAAAUGUUUUACUCGGAUAAAUACCAUUGGCAGAACUGUAGGUUUGCAAGGUGUGGCUUCCUAAACGAUCCAACAUUGGUUUGCUUCCCUUGAUGUACAAGGGAAUUCUAGCCUGCAAUUCUAGUUUAUUAAGAUUUGUAAUGGCAUAUGCAUCAUGUCCAUUACUAAAAUAGGUAAAUGUACUGUAACUUUUAACACACUAACCGGACCUUAUCUGGUGGUGUACCUGUGAUGCAAGGACUAUUGCAAAUUGAAAUUUACCAGCACUGUAGGUUAGGAUUGACAGUACCCAAAAAAAAAGUAAGCUACUUUUAAUAAGUAAUUGGUGAAUAGGCUUCAUGUACUGUUGUGCUGUGAGUAAAGGUAUAUUGUUAUUGUAAUUAUUUUUGUAUGCAUUUUAAGAUUAAUAAUUGAUAUAAAUAUGUCAAUUUGACUUGUUUGCACCAUAAUUGAAAGAAAAAUUACCAGGUGAAUGGUAGUUUGAUUAGCUGUCGAUUCCUAUAAUUUGGAACCAGUCAUAAAUUUAAGAUAGUUACUACUGUACAAGAGAAUAAGAUGUCAUGCUACAAACAGAAGACAAUUCUUUAGUUUAAGAGUCUAUUGAAAUGGACCAAAAUAAGAAAUGGAUUAUGUAAAGCAACUGUAUUAUGACAUUAUAUAGUAUGUCCGAAACGUGAUUGGCCUGUAGGAUCAUAAGCCUUAUUAGAUCAAGGUGGGGUUGGGGGGUGGGGCAACUAACUCGCUACUGAGAGUUACUUUGUUUUCCUCAUUUUCUUUACCGCUAGUUUUUCUUCUAUUUCUAAAUAGUAUGUUGGUGGAUAAUACAUGUGGCACCAAGAUUGUCUGGUAACCUUAUCAUCAACCAGAUAUGAUCUUUAUAUUGACCCACAUACAGCUUAUUUAUCCAGGUUGGGUGAAAUCCCUCACUGAUAAAUUUAUUUAUUACUUUAUAGAUAAAAUUCCAAAGAAUGGGUAAUAUUUUAAAUACUGAUAGUGUUAAUGUUGGACUUUACUGAACUUGGUCAGCUGGUGCACAUCAUUCAUUAAGCUUGUCUUGGCUUCAAAAAUACACCAAGAGGCUACUGUGCAAGUACUGUACAUGAUUUUAUGUAUGUAUAUAUUAUCAGAUUAGUUACAUAAUAAAUUUCUAGUCACUAAUACAUCGGCUUCUAUUAUGCUGGUAAUAUUUCUAUGGUUUUGUCACUAUGGACCGUGGUGGCAAGCACUGUAGUGUUACCUUCAUUUCUUGUAUAUUAUGCAGCUAUUUAUCUGGGUACACACUGUGUCAGCAAGUAAACAAGGUUGUGUGAAAGGUUGUCCAAGUGUGAAAACGGUAUAUUAGGAAUCAUAAAGCAUGCACAAAAGAAUGUGUUUAAAGUAUAUAUUAUUGACACUAAUACAUAGUUUUCUCUUGGAGUAUGACAAUAUGUACUGCAAUUAUUUUGAGCCUGAUAUUGUAAAGUUAGCCAGGUUGUACAUUAGUGGAGUCAUGGUUUUUAUAUUGGUAAUACGUCAUUUGUUGUGUAAAAAGUGUGCUGUAAUGUUUGUCAUCUAAUAGGUUUAUAUGUAAAUAAGAUACAUUUUUGCGAUUGAAAUCCUCAUCAUUUGAGUCAUUUCAAUUUUCAUAUUAUCUAGUAUAUAUUUUCAUGUCUGAGAUGUACAGUCUGUUGUAUUGUAAAUAGUGUAAACUGCCAGACAUAAUGUAGAUGAAAUAGAGCAUUUGCCAUCCUC
Messenger RNA from Procambarus clarkii (red swamp crayfish), 6546 nucleotides. It is a transcript of the gene Marf, whose product is annotated as Mitochondrial assembly regulatory factor. Gene Ontology annotation, molecular function: GTPase activity; GTP binding. Gene Ontology annotation, cellular component: mitochondrial outer membrane. NCBI's taxonomy places the organism in Eukaryota, Metazoa, Arthropoda, Malacostraca, Decapoda, Cambaridae. The record is from RefSeq and is a predicted model, not a curated record. Gene Ontology annotation, biological process: mitochondrion localization; mitochondrial fusion.